Octodon degus (degu) is the source of this 471-nucleotide messenger RNA. RefSeq names its product histidine triad nucleotide-binding protein 1. The transcript has a single exon. Bases 19 to 399 code for a protein of 126 amino acids. Gene Ontology annotation, biological process: purine ribonucleotide catabolic process. The record is from RefSeq and is a predicted model, not a curated record. Gene Ontology annotation, cellular component: cytoplasm; nucleus. Gene Ontology annotation, molecular function: hydrolase activity. NCBI's taxonomy places the organism in Eukaryota, Metazoa, Chordata, Mammalia, Rodentia, Octodontidae.
ACGCGCGCGAGACGAGCGAUGGCAGACGAGAUCGCCAAGGCUCAGGUCGCCCGGCCUGGCGGCGACACGAUCUUCGGGAAGAUCAUCCGCAAGGAGAUCCCCGCCAAGAUCAUUUUCGAGGACGACCAGUGCCUUGCCUUCUACGACAUCUCCCCCCAGGCACCAACUCAUUUUCUGGUGAUUCCCAAAAAACAUAUUGCCCAGAUCUCUGUAGCAGAAGAUGAUGAUGAAAGUCUUCUUGGACAUUUAAUGAUCGUUGGCAAGAAGUGCGCGGCUGACCUAGGCCUGAACAAGGGUUAUCGAAUGGUGGUGAACGAAGGCGCAGACGGGGGCCAGUCCAUCUAUCACGUUCACCUGCACGUGCUUGGUGGGCGGCAGAUGCACUGGCCUCCCAGUUAAGCGCGCUUUGGGGAUAAUUUUCCCUUUGUAGGCAAUGAGUAAAUUUGCAAGUUCCAGUAUGCUAAACAGUAC